Molecule: messenger RNA, 1296 nt
Organism: Leptopilina heterotoma
Lineage: Eukaryota; Metazoa; Arthropoda; Insecta; Hymenoptera; Figitidae
Exons: 4
Coding region: 1-1296 (431 amino acids)
Source: RefSeq, a predicted model, not a curated record
AUGGCAGAAAAGAGACUAUUGGCAAUGGAACGCAAAUUUAAGAAACAACCUGAAAUCAAAAAACGACACAUCGAAUUUAUGGAUGAUUAUGAAAAUCAAGAACACAUGGAGCCAAUUCCUACAGAAGAUCUACACACUACCAAGCCACCAUGUUAUCUGCCACAUCAUGCCGUCUUCAAGGAAAGCAGUACCACGAGCGACAUCAGAGUAAUAUAUGAUGGAUCAUCAGAAACUUCGUCUGGAGUAUCUUUAAUUGAUACACAACAUACUGGACCCACCGUACAAUGUGAUUUAUUCUCAAUUGUUAUACGAUUUCGGCAACAUAAAAUCGUAUUAUCAUCCGACAUAGCUCAAAUAAAGGAUUCAACAGAACCAAUUCAAGAUUAUCGAUUAACAACAGUCACAUAUGAAACAACGUCAGCGCCGUUUUUAGCAACAAGAACUUUACGACAAAUCGGCGAAGAGAAUAAGAAAAGAUUUCCAAUCAUGAGUGAAAUUAUCAUUAGGGAUUUUUACGUUGAUGAUCUUUUAACAGAAGGAGAAUCACUGGAAGAAAUUGUGACAAUAAAGAAUCAAUUAAAUAAACUAUUGUCAGAUUAUGGAUUCAAUCAAAAUUUACUAAACGAAAAAUAUUAUCAAGAAUUGCUCAGAUUUUUGAUAUAUUGGGUUACAAUUGAGCGUCGAGUUAUUGCAGAUAAUGCACGGAAUAUUCAACUUCACGGAUUUAGCGAUGAUUCAGAAACGGCAUAUAGAGCUUGUAUAUUCAUUCAAUCAACAGGAGCGGUGUUACUUGCACAACUAUUAGACUCGGUAUGUAGAGCGCUCACAGUAAAAUUGGAGAAUGAAUUCUUUUGGUCCGACUCAACAAUUGUUUUACAAUGGAUAAAAUCUCUUCCAAAUCAUUGGAAAACCUAUGUAGCCAAUAGCACAAGUGAAAUUCAAACUCUAACAAAUGGAAAUUGGAAUCAUGUUUCCUAUUCGGAUAACCCUGCUGACUUAAUGUCAAGAGGAAUAAAUCCAAUGGAUCUACAGGACAACAAACUUUGGUGGAAUGGACCCGAAUAUCUAUUACAAAAUGAAGAAUCGUGGACAAAUCAAGAAAAUGAACGUGUACUUGAAAUGCCAGAGGAAUGCAAGCGCGAGUGCACACUUCUUGUUAACACAGUAGUGAACUUUUCUUUACUGGAACGUAUUUUCAAAUUAACUUCUUUGAUUCAAGCCACUGCUUAUUGUAUGCGAUUUAUUAACAAUGCAAAAAAAGGGCCUAAGCUUUCAGGGUUUAAAUCCUUUCCUUGA